AUGUAUCAGGAUCAAAACGUUCCAUUAGGAAGAAGGGAUAGCUUAACAGCAAACCGAACUCUUGCAAAUCAAAAUCUUCCAGCACCCUUCUUCACAUUGGAUAAACUCAAAGCUGCCUUUGCUGUUCAAGGUCUCAACACCCUUGAUUUAGUUACACUCUCAGGUGGUCAUACGUUUGGAAGAGCUCGUUGCAGUACAUUCAUUAACCGAUUAUACAACUUCAACAACACUGGAAACCCUGGUCCAACUCUGAACACAACUUACUUAGAACUAUUGCGUGCGAGAUGCCCCCAGAAUGCAACUGAGAAUAACCUCACCAGUUUGGACCUGACCACACCUGAUCAAUUUGACAACAGAUACUACUCCAAUCUUCAGCAGCUAAAUGGCUUGCUUCAGAGUGACCAAGAACUUUUCUCCACUCCUGGUGCUGAUACUAUUCCCAUUGUCAACAGCUUCAUCAGUAACCAGAAUACUUUCUUUGCCAACUUUAGAGUUUCAAUGAUAAAAAUGGGUAAUAUUGGAGUUCUGACUGGGGAUGAAGGAGAAAUUCGCUCGCAAUGUAAUUUUGUGAAUUACUGA
Molecule: messenger RNA, 579 nt
Organism: Glycine soja
Lineage: Eukaryota; Viridiplantae; Streptophyta; Magnoliopsida; Fabales; Fabaceae
Product: peroxidase 54-like
Exons: 3
Coding region: 1-579 (192 amino acids)
Biological process (GO): response to oxidative stress
Molecular function (GO): heme binding; peroxidase activity
Source: RefSeq, a predicted model, not a curated record